GUUCGGAUGCAUCCAUCCCACUGUGAAUUAUUGUUUUAUUUUAAGAUAACAAAUUUAGACCGAGGAAAAAUAAUAAUAUUAAUAACAAUUACCGAAGCAAACGCCGAAUAGUAUUUACUAUCAACAGAAUUCUGGGUUUCAUUUCGACGCAAGCUCGUAUUCGACACGUUCACCUUUCAAUCGUCGUGAUUCUGAGAUCCCACAGUGUGGGAAUGGGAAAUGAUGGAGGAUAAAGGGCCUCGUGUAGCCGACUACUUUGUGGUUGCCGGCCUUACCGACUCGUCCAAGCCUCUCGAGGAGGAGCUCCACUUUGACGAUGCCGGUCCCAAGUCUGUGAAACCCAAAGCUCCCAUCACCGACAUAGCUGUGGUGAUCCGCUCCCUGGGUGAAGAGGUACCCCCGGGUUUCACCUGUGUGGAAAGCACCCCCUCAGGCCUCUCUGCAGAGCUCAAUGGAGCCAGCCUCAGGGGCCCACAGAUCUUCUUGUGUUUCAAGCGAGGCAGAGAUAAGCCUCCACUGACAGAUCUUGGGGUUCUUUAUGAAUGGAAAGAGAAGCUGAAGCCUGGAUGUCACAUCGUCCAGACCACGCCCUCAGGUCGCCCUGCCAACAUCAGCAGCUCAUCUUCCCAACGCAUCUACAUCACCUACCGCCGUGCCCCGAAGAGCCAGCCCCAUACUUCACUGGCCGUCACUGAUGUCUGCAUUAUCAUUCCUGGCAAGGGGGAGACACCCCCCCACACCUUCUGCAAGGUGGACAAGAACCUCAACAGCAGCAUGUGGGGAUCUUCAGUCUACCUUUGUUAUAAGAAAUCUCUGGCUAAAGCAAACACAAUUGCAUACAAAGCAGGUCUGGUGUGUAGGUACCCUGAAGAGGACUAUGAGUCCUUCCCACUGCCUGAGUCAGUGCCUAUGUUCUGCCUGCCCAUGGGAGCUACGGUCGAGUGCUGGCCAGCGCACACCAAACACUCCCUGCCUGUUUUUUCUACAUUUGUGCUGACAGGGGCGUCUGGAGAAAAAGUGUACGGAGCUGCCAUCCAGUUCUAUGAGCCUUACUCAGAGGAGAACCUGUCUGAGCGUCAGCGCUCCCAGCUCGGCCUGCCAAGCUCUGAUCUCGGACCUGAUGGGACCAGAAGUGUUUACAGCAACAAGAGCAUCUGUCUGCUCUCCCACUGGCCCUUCUUCCAGUCCUUCAGGAGCUUUCUCACUUUCCUCUACAGAUACUCCAUCUCUGGACCACAUGCUCUGCCUAUUGAAAAGCAUAUAUCUCACUUCAUGCAAAAUGUGCCAUUCCCCUCCACCCAGAGACCACGCAUCCUAGUGCAGCUGUCUCCACAUGACAGCCUGAUUCUGAGCCAACCUGUCUCUUCUCCACUGCCUCUCAGUGGUGGAAGCCUCUCCACACUACUGCUGAAUCUGGGCCCAAAAAACGCAGCCACUCUGCUGGUGUUGGCAGUCACGGAGCACAAGAUCCUGGUUCAUUCCCUGCGUCCAGCUGUACUCACCAGUGUUACAGAGGCGCUUGUUUCUAUGAUCUUUCCCUUCCACUGGCCGUGCCCCUACAUCCCUCUGUGCCCUCUGGCCCUGGCCGAUGUGCUCAGUGCGCCGUGUCCUUUCAUUGUGGGUGUAGACUCUAGAUACUUUGACCUUUACGUCCCCCCGGCUGACAUCAGCUGUGUGGAUCUGGACACCAACACAAUCUCCCAAAAAGACGACAAGAAGGCUUUAACCUGGAAAAUCCUGCCCAGGAGAGCCUGCAAAUAUCUCCUGAAUACCCUGAAUAAGCUCUAUCAGCAGCUCACUGAGGGUGGCCAGCUGAACCGCGAAGAUGUGCAGAUGGAACACACAGUGACUGACAGUGAGCUCAACGGGGGGAAGAGCCUCCACACUCUGGAGCUGGAGAUCCAGGAGGCCUUCCUGCGGUUCAUGGCGGCCAUUCUACGAGGCUACCGCUCAUACCUGCUGCCCAUCACCCAAGCACCCUCUGAGACGACCACUGAUGCCAGCUCCCUCUUCGACCUCCAAGGCUUCCUGAAGAGCAGAGACCGCUCCCAUCAGAGGUUUUACUCUCUCAUGACCAAGACUCAAAUGUUCAGCCGUUUCAUAGAGGAGUGCUCCUUUGUCAGUGAUAAAGAUGCUAGCCUGGCUUUCUUUGAUGAGUGUGUUGAUAAGAUGGACAGUGAACGGCCAGAGGACACCAGACUGAUCGAACUGGAUGAAUCCCACCGCAGUGAGCACACAGUUUAUAUCAACCCUCCAGAGCUGCCUCCACUACCACAGGGGGAAGAGCAUCCUCUGUGCUAUAGCUACUCUGGGUUCCCUGUGCUGAAUCCUGAGCUUCUGGAGCCACUGGAGGGACAAAAUCCUCCAUCAGCAGGCAUGGCCUCACGCCACAGCAGCCCAGCCAGCCCUACGGCCAUCUUUAGACGCUCCAAACAGGAGAUCAAAUCAGCUCAAAGGAUGGCCAAAACCUAUUCAUCUAUGCCUCAGAUGUGGUCCAAGUGUCUGCUGCGACACUGCUACGGCCUGUGGUUCAUCUGCUUGCCAGGAUUUGUGGGGACCUGCCACUCUAAAGUGCGAGCUCUGCGCACAGCUUAUGACGUGCUGAGGAAGAUGCAGGACAAGAAGCUACAGGCUCCAGAUGAGGUGUGUUACCGUGUGUUGCUUCAGUUGUGUGGCCAGUACAGCCAGCCUGUCCUGGCUGUCAAGGUGCUGUUUGAGAUGAAAAAGGCUGGAGUUCAACCUAAUGCCAUCACCUAUGGGUACUACAACAAGGCGGUGUUGGAGAGCACUUGGCCCUCCACCACCAGGGGAGGCUACUUUCUGUGGAGGAAGUUGAGGAACGUGGUCCUAGGUGUGCUCCAGUUCAAGCAAGCAGGGAGGAAACAACAGACUCCUCACAGAGAUCCUCAACUUUCAGAUGGCAGUGAUCUUGACACAGUCAGUCAUGGGAGUCUGGACAGUGCUAAUGACUCUGCUGAGCGCACCUCCAUCGACACUGACUUCACUAAAAUGGACUCCAGUGACGAUGGAUUUAGCACAGGUGGACAGUCAGAUCAAGGCUACGAUUCAUUGUCCAAAGAGGAGGAAAGGCUGUGCGGCAGAGAGAUUGACAGCACACUGCUGGUGGAAGACAAAGGACCGAGGCAGUCCACACCUGACACUGAAGUUCCAGUCAGAAGCAUAUCUCCUUCUUCUAGAAGCUACAAAUCAACAGAUACCAGUGCAGGCAAUAGCAGCAGGCUGGUCUCCAGUCCAUCUAGUGACACCAUUCAGUGUGGAGUUCUGCCAAAGACAGAGAGGCCAAAAUCUCUGGACUUGUCUGGUGGACUGGGAGCUUUGAGGCUCACAGUGCCUCAUCUAGGCUCAGCGAAGCAGCAUCACCCAGCUCCUGACAGACUGCAUGGAGUAGAGGAAGAGGAGACAGAAGCUGACAAACAGAAACCUCCGGUGGAGAGGAGUGUGAGUUGCAGCGGUGCAGUGGAGAGGCCAGGUGCCUCCAUAGAGAGGAGUGUCAGCUUCAGUGCUGGGACUGUGAGGAGGACAGGUAUAGAGAUGGGGUUUGACCCUCUCUCGCUAAUGGCGACAGAGACGGUACAAGAGUGUGACCAGGACAACUGCAGCACACCAACCACCCGUCGCAACCUCGCUGAGGAGAUCGAGAUGUACAUGAACAACGGCAGCAGCCCCCUGAGCAGCCGCACCCCCAGCAUGGACCUGCAGAACCCCUCAAGCCCCUUGUUUCGAUCCGCCUCAUCUCCUCACACCUCACCGAGACCCUCCACUCUACUACGCUCCAACACACACCUCCCACUGCCCGUCAAACCCAAGGAGAGACUGAGGCCAUCACCAUCCCUUCCUCUGGGUGUCUGUAACAGAGAGAGGGAGAGGCCCUCCUCGUUAGUGUCACCCUCAUCUCCUUCUCCCUCCACCUCAUCAUUCUCCAUGGACUCUCUCCUCACACCAACUCUGGACAUCUUCAAGAGCAGCGUCAUAUCGGCAGGGAAGGGUGUGGCAGAGAAGGCCAGCCGUCUUUACUCUCGUCUGUCUUCUCAGACGUCCUUAACACAGGAUGCAAACUGCGACAGGAUUAGUGUAUCCUCACUGACCUCAGGAGAGGCAGACUGCUCCUCGCUGCUUGAUAAUGACUCCUGUCUGGACCCAGAUGGCUUUACCUCCCCCCAGCAUGGCAGCGUGUCCCGACUCAGGAGGAGCCCUGUUGUUAGCCAUAAUAACCUGGGCAGCCCCAGCACACCCAACAGAGUGUUCAGACACAACUCCUUCUCUGGUGGUUUGGCACUUCCCUCCAAAACUCCUCACACUCCAGAUUCCUCCCCCGACACCAGCCGCUUCCAACCCACUCCCAAUUACACCAUAGAGGUGCUGAUGUCCAGUUGUUCACUUUGUAAGACGUGUGACUGUCUGGUGUAUGACGAGGAGAUCAUGGCAGGUUGGACAGCAAAUGACUCAAACCUCAACAGCACUUGUCCCUUCUGUGGCACAGCCUUUCUGCCUUUCCUCAAUGUGGAAAUUAAAGAUCUGAGACCACAGUGCAGGUCUCCGAAGGAAAGUAAUCCUGUUAAAGAAGAGGACACGUCUGCGUCACUCAAUCCCGAGGCCAAAAUGUCUGCAACAGACUGUGCAGCUCAGUCAUCUGCAGAUCCCCUGCAGAAGCAAGAGAGUGGUGGGAGUGCUGGGACAGCUGCGCCUGCUUCAGCCCCAGCCUCCUCCUCUGCUCCGGUGACGGUGCCCUACCUGAGCCCCCUGGUUCUGUGGAAGGAGCUGGAGAGCCUGCUAGUGAACGAGGGCGACCAGGCCAUCUCCUCUCCGAGUGUUGUUGACCAGCACCCCAUUGUGUUCUGGAACCUUGUGUGGUACUUCAGAAGGCUGGAGCUGCCGAGCAACCUGCCAGCUCUUAUCCUUGCCUCCCAGCACUGUAGCCAUGGAGACCAGACUCCUCAGAGCGUUUCAUCCGAGGACAGUAAGCAGGUGCUUGUGAGGAUUAUGUGGGACAACCUGAAGUUGCACCAAGAUAAAGUUCAACCCUGCUAUGUCCUGUGGAACACACACUGUGCCAACUCCCUAGUUCGCUCCGGGCUGUGUGAAGAAGGCCAGCUCUUCACUGUGGAACUACUGCAGGGUUUUGUGAGGAGCAUUAAGAAGAGUGAUGUCUAUCAGCCCAUGAGUCAGAUCAUCCAGCUGCUGGGGCCGGAGCUGGGUUUUAAGAGGCAGAGGAGCCUCUAUAGAGAUUUAUUGUUUCUUGCUCUAGUGGCUUUGGGGAAGAACAACAUUAAUAUAAAUGCUUUUGACCGGGAGUACAAGUUGGCGUAUGAUCGCCUCACGCCCAACCUGGUUAAACUGACACACAACUGUGACCGGCCCCCUGGAGCAGGGGUCAUGGAGUGCAGGCGGACUUUUAGGGAGCCCAGUCUGUAAACUACUUUUCUUCUAUCCCAGUUUUUCCCUCCGACCAUGGCCACUGCUGCUGUUUUUAGUUUGGGUUUUUUUGGACUGCUCUUAAGACUCAGGACCAGCUCACCUGACUGAGGCACAGAGCUCUUUAAAGCACAAUAGGGAAAUGACACUUAAUGCAAAGCAACUGCCAUGAGUUUCUCGUAUACUGUUAGAGCUGAGAGGCACGGAGUGACAGGUCUUUGUAAAUACUUAGAAAAGUCCACUGUAUUUUCAGGAUAACUGUAGUAAAAUGUUUGUAUAGUUAAUAUACAGUCUAUUUUAUGACUUUGUUUCUGUUGAAGCUGUGAGUACAUACGUAAAAGUAAGUUUAUGAUCAUGUGGUCUAAAUUCCUCAGUGGUCCUGGUGACCUUGUUAAGACUGUUGUUGAGUGUGUGUAUAAUAAGCACUUGCUUUUAGACGUUCAUGUUUUUACGAAGCACUUUGACAAGAUGAGCUUGCUAUUCAUUUUCAUUAACGUAAUGCUGUGCCCCAGCAGCGUACUCUUAAGUGACUUUUCUACUUGGUGGCUGCAGGACUUACUGUGCUGCUAAUGUUUCCAUUACAUGCAGUUCACAAAAGCAAAGAAAUUCCUCCCCAUCUGCACCCUGUAAGCCCAGCAGGGCCACGCUCAAAUGCCUGCACACACUAAACGAGACAGUAACAUCAAAAGAUUAUAAAACACAGUAUAACUUAGAGUCGUCAGUUAAUGUGUAUGCACAAUGUUUAUUCAUGUAUCCUUUUUUUGUACAAUGUACCAAAAGAACCCAAAAAGGGAGUAAUACUUCUAUGAUUUAUUUACAGUUUUUUAAGCAAUACCUUUUUUAAAGUGAGGACUGAAUAAUUUAUGUGUUAUAUGGGACCACCAAGGAUAAAUUUCCUUAAAAACAGUACAAUCAAACUAAUAGCAGACAAAUAAAAACUGAAAAUAAAAGUUUUAUGUUGGUUUAAACAACACCGUUUUUUGAUAAAGAAAUUCAUGUAUUGACAGUAACAGAUCUAUAAAAUUGUAUAGAGUAUUUGAUUCUAGUAUUUUGUAUAUUUCUUUUUGGUCUUCACUGUAUGGUGUAGAUGUCAGUUGUAGACAUUUGGACAACAGUGCACUGCUUAAGGUCAUUUUAACCACUUUUAAUAAAACUGACUGUUGAAAAAAAAAAACAACUGAACAGAUGGCAGUGCACCGUUCACCGUUCUUUGCACUGAGCAUAUAAAGAAACAUGUUGGUGUUAAGGUGUUAAGUUUGAAACACAGCUCUGACCUGCCCUCAUGCGAAAUCAUGUCCAAAAAUGAGUGUGAUUGUUCACUGUGUUAAUAUUGUCUUUCACCAUUAACUGACAAAAACCUGCCUAGAUUCUGUUUGUAGUGUGAUGCAGCUGCACAACUUAUUACUGAACUUCACAAUUACUUAUAAUGAUAAGAUGCUGGAUUAGAUACAGCUGUGUGCUUGGAAUAAACACCAGUCACAGCAUGUGCAUUUACAUUUCAGCCGUCUUCUAAGUUGUAACCAGUCACACACACAAAAAAAUAAUAACACUGAUGACCAAAACAUCACUUGAUGUCUACAUGUUGUUUACACUAUUUGUCAAUUUAAACAAUGUUUAUGAAUUAUUAUUUAUCAUUUGUAACACAGAUACUAAUUUGUAUGAUUUUUACAUUAAAAAAAAAAAAGAAAUCAAUUUUUUUUCCCUG
This is a messenger RNA of Toxotes jaculatrix (banded archerfish), 7138 nucleotides long. RefSeq names its product DENN/MADD domain containing 4A (gene dennd4a). The coding region runs from base 220 to 5433 and encodes 1737 amino acids. NCBI's taxonomy places the organism in Eukaryota, Metazoa, Chordata, Actinopteri, Toxotidae. Gene Ontology annotation, biological process: regulation of Rab protein signal transduction. The transcript is spliced from 30 exons. The record is from RefSeq and is a predicted model, not a curated record. Gene Ontology annotation, molecular function: protein binding. Gene Ontology annotation, cellular component: cytoplasmic vesicle.